AUGCGACAAGAUUACGCUUCUGCAUCUACCUCGCACAUUCUUCCAUCUCUUUAUCCAAGUUUGAUACUGAAAGGUGCAGGAACAGGAGCUGGUGGCCCUAUCGGUCGUGGUUAUCAUCAGCAUCCUGAGCGAUCAAUACCAAUUCGUCCCCCACCACCAUAUUCAGCAGUUUCUCAUGAUCACCGCAGUGUUGGUGCCGUAAGGCAACCGCUGACACCUCGGGACGACUCGGUAGAUUUGCAGAAACGAUUGGAUAAACUCAAAGAAGAGCGAGCAUUUCUGGAACAAGCAGUUUCUUCUCAUGAUCCUCGCGGCGUUGAUGCCGUAAGGCAACCGCUGGCACCUCGGGACGACCCGGCAGCUAUGCAGAAACGAUUGGAUAAACUCAAAGAAGAACGAGCAUUUUUGGAGCAAGGAUCAGUGAAGCCAGCAGCGAGCGUGACUGAAAUUGAAGAACGUUUAGCAGCUCUGCGUGGUGUUUCUGUUGAAGAGAUUCGACAUCCAUCAUUGGUACGAGCUGAUUAUUGUCAUUGCUGGUUCAUUUCGUUACGCUCAAACUGA
Anisakis simplex (herring worm) is the source of this 561-nucleotide messenger RNA. The record is from the annotation of a GenBank genome assembly. Lineage: Eukaryota; Metazoa; Nematoda; Chromadorea; Rhabditida; Anisakidae.